GGAGCAUCUCUAUGCUACUAGUCUUCCAUGCAUGCCACAUGUGCAGCCGCCAUGUUGUCACCUUGUUGGCGCCAUGUCAUCUGCCACAUGUGACAGUACCCUCGGGGAUGUCAUGUAGAACCCGGCCGCAAGACCCCUCUCCAUAAGUUUGAGAGAAAUCGAUUAUACUACUACCACAAUACCACGAUAUAACCAUUCUAAUUGAUAAACCGACACACUAUAGUAUAUAUAUUAUAAUAUUUUUUUUUUUUUACAAUGAUAAAAUAAUAAAGUAGAAACCAAAACGUUGCUCAUAAGUCAUAACUCAUAACGAGCCUUCAUCUGCCACUCCACAGUUAGGGUUUUGCCCCCCCGUCCCUCCAUUGCCAUCCACUUUGGUCAGUUUAUCGGCUCCGACGUCCGAAAUAAUCUUCUCCAACACCCUAGGGUUGCUGCUCUCUGCUGUUCUUAUAUAACUUGAGAUUUCCUGUCAAGUCUCCCCGGCAGGUCUGUUGGAGUUUCAUCUGCCAUGGGCACUCUGGUUGAAUCGCAGCAGCACUCCGAAAGUUCGAAAAAGAAGAAGAAGAGAAGCAGAGAUAAAGAGAUUGCCGAAGAUGCUGAUGCCACCGCCGCGCAUCUCCAGAACGAUGGCGACGACGACGGAGCUCGGCCGCGGACUAUGAAUGUGAAAAUCGAGCUGAUUCCCGAACGGCCCGACCGUACUUCUCCGGUGGUGGGGUACUUCCCAUCCGGGUACAACCCUCUUCGUGACGGCGAUGGUGACCAAUCGGUGUUGCCUUCAGUCAAUCUGUACAGGAAUGUCCAGAGGAAGAAAGUAGAUGCAGGUGUGGGUGAUAAGGCUCCGAGCCGGAGAGGUCCAGAGAGGAUGGAGCUGGUGGUGACCCCUGAGGGAGGAUCGAAGGUGGAUUUUGUAGGAACGAGCUAUAAAGGCGAGGCGAGUAAUGCUCAAUUGGCUACUUAUGCGCUUGGGGUUCUGGAUAAAGAGACUCAGACUCUGAAGAUUAUGCCCAUUGCUGGAAAUAAGAUAUUUAGAUUGGAUGUGAGACGCCGAGUGCAUGAUAGGGUCGCCAAUGUGGAUGAACCAACGACGGAGAAUCCCGAGCUCUCUGCACAAGAACAUGCAGCCAAGAAGAGAGCGCUUGCUGCUCAAUUCGGAACUAAGCAGGCUGUGGCCAGGGAUAAGAAGAUGCAUGUUACGACCGGGAUUGGGGAAUCCAAGGUUGAUUUGGAGAAUCAUGCUGACAUCUUCCCAGUAAACAAAGACGCUACAGUCACUACUGCUGUCGACAUGGCUCGAAACAUCCCUCCACAUAAUUGUUCCGCCACUACGCCUAAGGAAGCGUAUCCAUUGGACAGGAUUAUUGCCUCCAGAGAGUGGGAGUUCCUCAGGGACUUUGAGAAGAUCAACCUACAAGGCGGCGAAGAAGGAUUUGAGACUUAUCCAUUAUUUGUUCGCAAUAGGAUCCAUAAGCUGCGCCGAGUUCAGGAUGACGAGGAGAGGAGAACUCUCUCUGGUAUUCUAUGCUACAUAACCCACCUCAUCAAGUACAAAGACCUGCGAUCCAUGGACACUGCGGAGUCAGCAAAGAGUCAUCGGUUCCCUGAAGUUGUGAGGGAUAAGUUCAGGGACAUGUUCGAUUCAGAACAAAAAAGCCUAACAGGUGACAAGAUGAAUCUGCUGAUCAGUUACGUUAUUGUCCUGACUUUGCACUUCGAUGGUUUCCAGACGGAAACUGCUGAUAUAACGAAGGAUCUAAGACAGAAUCCGAUCGCGAUGAGGACUCAUUUCGAGAACUUGGGAUGCAAGAGUGCGACCGUGAAAAAGGUGCGGGUAAUGACGCUCCCUGUUCCCAUUCAGUUCCCGGUGGCAAGAAGGAAACGAAGAGGGCGUGGCUAAGACAGAUAACGCCGAGAAUGUGGAAUUGAAUUGCUGGUUGGAUUUUGGUUGGUUGCAAGUGUUAUUUUGUGUCAGUCUUUUGAGUUAUAACUAUGCAGAAUUCUGCUUUCCUUCAUGGAAAAACCAGUUUUGGUCAAUGCUCCCCUAGUGUUACACUUACUUUUUCUUCUUCUUUUCCUCGACUUGCUAUCACUUGCGUACGGGUUGAUGGAUACUCUCUGGUAACUAUUGAUGGGGGCAAUGGGCUGGUUUGGAGCGGGUAUUACCGAAAUUCAUAUGAAAUGUCAAACCGUAAAUCAAUUAUCGGACACAAA
Molecule: messenger RNA, 2211 nt
Organism: Linum trigynum
Lineage: Eukaryota; Viridiplantae; Streptophyta; Magnoliopsida; Malpighiales; Linaceae
Source: the annotation of a GenBank genome assembly